Molecule: messenger RNA, 1428 nt
Organism: Tarenaya hassleriana
Lineage: Eukaryota; Viridiplantae; Streptophyta; Magnoliopsida; Brassicales; Cleomaceae
Product: signal recognition particle 54 kDa protein 2
Exons: 3
Coding region: 611-1219 (202 amino acids)
Biological process (GO): SRP-dependent cotranslational protein targeting to membrane, translocation; SRP-dependent cotranslational protein targeting to membrane
Cellular component (GO): signal recognition particle, endoplasmic reticulum targeting; cytosol
Molecular function (GO): 7S RNA binding; GTPase activity; GTP binding
Source: RefSeq, a predicted model, not a curated record
GGUGUGUUUUUUGUGGCGUUCAAAAUAUUUUUUUUAAGGAAUUUUUUUUUUCUAACAAAAGGAACCGCCAUUAAGUUGGACAUUAACGUUUCAAACUUUAAAUCCAAACGGAAACAGAAUAUUUGAAACAUUAAAGAUUUCAGAAUCUAUCUGACAAAAAGAAAGAAAUCAUAUGAUUUAUUUGAUAAUGCCAUUUUCGUAUAAACGUUAAACCGUCGUAGAAGAAGAAGAAGAUGGGGGUAUUCCUUAAUUCUUGUCAGGUUAAUAUAAUUAUGGUAUCUGUAGAUUUGAUCCACCGCUACUUGGGAUUUUAGGUCUUCUCAUAACCAGAGCCAGUAAUUCCAAACCCUAGGUUUGGGAAGUAAACGGCGACAGAGGUGAGGAUGGUGUUGGAGGAAGCGAGGAGGCGGAUCUCCGGCGCCGUUAAGGAGAUGUGUAAUAACAAAAUCUUAGGUGAUGGUGCUGUGGAGAAGUGCAUGUACGAGAUAUCCGCAGCUAUGCUUCAGGCCGAUGUUUCAAUACCAGUUGUGAAGGAGAUGGAGCGAAGGAUCAUGACGAAGUGUAAACGAUACGAGAAGAAGAUCAUUCAACAGGUCUGUUUUCUUCUUUCAUGAAUUGCUAUUCUUUCUUUCUCUGGUUUGAAUUAUGGGUGAUAAUGCAGGCUAUCUUCGAUGAGAUGUGCGUGGUGCUCGAUUGGGGCAAACCUACAUUCAUCCCGACAAAGGGUGACCCCAGCAUUGUCCUGGUCGUCGGGUUACGAGGCUCUGGGAAGACCACCACGUGUGUCAAGUACGCUCGUUAUCACCGCGAGAUGGGAUAUAGCCCGGCUCUGGUCUGUGCCGAUACUUUUAGGGCUUAUAAACAGCUUAAGCAGAGCGCUUGGAGCGCUGGGGUUCCAUGUUAUGGAAGCUACAUUGACUGGGAUCCUGCCAGAAUAGCCCGUCAAGAAAUAGAAUGGUGUAGGAAAGACGGACAUGAUCUUAUUAUCGUGGAUACUAGUGGCCGCCAUGAACAAGAAGGUGCCCUCUUUGAAGGAAUGCGCCGACUUGUUGAAGCAACGAAACCGCAUCUUGUUAUACUUGUCGUGGACAGCCGUAUCGGUCAAACUGCGCUGGAUCAAGCUGCAGCCUUCAAGCGAAAUCUCGGUGUCAGAAGAGGAGCUGUUAUUCUCACUCAUUUGGAUGGCCACCCCAAGGGAGUUGGCGCUCUCAGCGCGUAAGUGUGCCACUAUGUUGAGUUUUGCCUUUUGGCAUGGUUCUAUGUUUUAUCGCAGCAGCGGUUGAUGUGGUUGGUUUUGUCUUUUAUCUUCUCCCCAUUGAAGCGUCGCGUCAGCCAAAAGCCCCGUCGUAUUCGUGGGAACGGGAGAGCAUGUUGAUGACUUUGAAGUCUUUGAUGCCAAGCCUUUUGUGAGCAGCCGUCUCAUGGGUA